GCUUGCAUCAGAUCUCACAGAACAAAGUGGCAGUGCUGCUGCUGGCUGGAGGACAAGGCACUCGCCUGGGAGUGAGCUACCCCAAGGGCAUGUACAACGUGGGGCUGCCCAGUGGCAAGACCUUGUAUCAGAUCCAAGCAGAAAGGAUCCGCAAGGUGGAGCAGCUCGCUGGCCAGAGAUACCACUGCAAGUGUGCCAUCCCCUGGUACAUCAUGACAAGCGAGUUCACGCUGAGGCCGACAGAAGAGUUCUUUGUGGAGCACAACUACUUCAACCUGGAUAGAGCCAACGUGGUCAUGUUUGAACAGAGGAUGCUGCCUGCUGUCACCUUUGAUGGGAAAGCCAUCUUGGAGGGGAAGGGGAAAAUCGCUAUGGCUCCAGAUGGCAAUGGUGGCUUGUACCGUGCUUUGGUGGAUAAUAAGAUCUUGGAUGACAUGAAGCAGCGUGGAAUCCAGUAUGUCCAUGUCUACUGUGUGGACAAUAUCCUCGUGAAGAUGGCAGAUCCUGUCUUCAUAGGCUUUUGUGUUUCCAGAGGGGCAGAUUGUGGUGCAAAGGUGGUGGAGAAGGCCUACCCCACAGAGCCUGUUGGGGUGGUGUGCUGUGUGGAUGGGCUCUAUCAGGUGGUGGAGUACAGUGAGAUCAGCCUGGAGACUGCGCAGCAGCAGCGCCCCGGGGGGGGCCUGACGUACAGCACGGGCAACAUCUGCAACCACUUCUUCACAGUGGAGUUCCUGGAGAUGGUGGCCCAGAAAUAUGAGCCGCAGCUGAAGCAUCAUGUAGCCAUAAAGAAGGUGCCCUACAUUGACGAGGAGGGAAAUCUGGUAAAGCCGCUAAAACCGAACGGGAUAAAGCUGGAGAAGUUUGUGUUUGAUGUGUUCCAGUUCUCUAAGAAUUUUGUGGCGUUCGAGGUUUUGAGAGAAGAAGAGUUCUCGCCACUAAAAAACGCAGACUCAGCUGACAAGGACACCCCCAGCACUGCUCGCCAGGCCCUCCUGGCCCAGCACUACCGCUGGGCCCUCAAGGCUGGGGCCAGAUUUCUGGAUGAAAACGGUUGCAGGAUACCAGAGAAACUCAGUCUCUCAGGAACUGAAGAUCCUCCGGCUGUCUGUGAGAUUUCUCCGUUAGUGUCUUACUUUGGAGAGGGUCUGGAGGCAUACAUGAAGAACAAAGACUUCACUUCUCCCUUUGUACUCGAUGAAGACAAAGCAGAAAUUCUAGGAAACUCCUGA
Molecule: messenger RNA, 1229 nt
Organism: Merops nubicus (carmine bee-eater)
Lineage: Eukaryota; Metazoa; Chordata; Aves; Coraciiformes; Meropidae
Gene: UAP1L1
Product: UDP-N-acetylglucosamine pyrophosphorylase 1 like 1
Exons: 8
Biological process (GO): UDP-N-acetylglucosamine biosynthetic process
Molecular function (GO): UDP-N-acetylglucosamine diphosphorylase activity
Source: RefSeq, a predicted model, not a curated record